Molecule: messenger RNA, 2297 nt
Organism: Acinonyx jubatus (cheetah)
Lineage: Eukaryota; Metazoa; Chordata; Mammalia; Carnivora; Felidae
Gene: SPOCK3
Product: SPARC (osteonectin), cwcv and kazal like domains proteoglycan 3
Exons: 11
Coding region: 160-1461 (433 amino acids)
Molecular function (GO): calcium ion binding; protein binding
Source: RefSeq, a predicted model, not a curated record
GCGGGGGGAGGUGGAGAUGCGGGGAGCGCGCCUGGCGCAGAGAGCUGAGUGGACCGCUCCAGACAGCGGCGCGUGCAGCAGCUCCUGAAAGCAGCGAGUUGGCAGAGCCGGGCUGCGUUUCCAGCAGGAGCUGCGAGCUCAGUGCGGGCUCACAACAAGAUGCUCAAGGUGUCAGCCGUAUUGUGUGUGUGUGCAGCCGCUUGGUGCAGUCAGGCUCUCGCAGCUGCCGCGGCGGUGGCUGCGGCCGGGGGGCGGUCGGACGGCGGUAAUUUUCUGGACGAUAAACAAUGGCUCACCACGAUCUCUCAGUAUGACAAGGAAGUCGGACAGUGGAACAAAUUCCGAGACGAUGAUUAUUUCCACACUUGGAGUCCAGGAAAGGCCUUCGAUCAGGCUUUGGAUCCAGCCAAAGAUCCAUGCUCAAAGAUGAAAUGUAGUCGGCAUAAGGUAUGCAUUGCUCAAGAUUCUCAGACUGCAGUCUGCAUUAGUCACCGGAGGCUUACACACAGUGCGAAGGAUGCAGGAGUGGGACACAAACAAUGGAGGGGUCCCAUAUCGUCCACCUGCAAGCAGUGCCCAGUGGUCUAUACCAACCCAGUGUGUGGUUCAGAUGGUCAUACCUACUCUUCCCAGUGCAAACUAGAAUAUCAGGCAUGUGUCUUAGGAAAACAGAUCUCAGUCAAAUGUGAAGGACGUUGCCCAUGUCCUUCAGAUAAGUCCACAAGUACAAGCAGAAACGUUAAGAGAGCAUGCAGUGACCUGGAGUUCAGGGAAGUGGCAAACAGACUGCGGGACUGGUUCAAGGCCCUUCAUGAAAGUGGAAGCCAAAACAAGAAGACAAAAGCCUUACUACGGCCUGAGAGAAGCAGAUUUGAUACCAGUAUUUUGCCGAUCUGCAAGGAUUCGCUUGGCUGGAUGUUUAAUAGACUUGAUACAAACUAUGACCUGCUACUGGAUCAGUCAGAGCUCGGAAGCAUUUACCUUGAUAAGAAUGAACAGUGUACCAAGGCGUUCUUCAAUUCUUGUGACACAUACAAGGACAGUUUGAUAUCGAACAAUGAAUGGUGCUACUGCUUCCAGAGACAGCAAGACCCACCUUGCCAGACGGAGCUCAGCAAUAUUCAGAAGCGGCAAGGGGUAAAGAAGCUCCUAGGACAGUACAUCCCCCUCUGUGAUGAAGAUGGUUACUACAAGCCAGCACAGUGCCAUGGCAGUGUUGGACAGUGCUGGUGUGUUGACAGAUAUGGAAAUGAAGUAAUGGGAUCCAGAACAAAUGGUGUUGCAGAUUGUGCUAUUGAUUUUCAGAUCUCUGGAGAUUUUGCAAGUGGAGAUUUCCAUGAAUGGACUGAUGAUGAAGAUGAUGAAGACGAUAUUAUGAAUGAUGAAGAUGAAAUUGAAGAUGAUGAUGAAGACGAAGGGGAUGACGAUGAUGAUGGUGAUGACCAUGAUGGGUACAUCUGAUUAACGAGAGCUGAGACCUAUAAAUUCUACAUUUCUAUUAUUUACAAAGUGAUAACCUAUUGAGAAUUAUCUUCUUGCCCUAAAACAAAAGGAUUCUAAAACUCACAUAUAUUUUGUAUAAUUAUUUCAAAUAUUGCAGCUAAUGUCAUAGGACUUUAUGUUUAAAUAAGAAUCAUUUAUCUUGGGUUUUUAUAUGCCUUAGAGAAAAAGAAAAUGCAUAUGGAGUCUAGCCAGAGGGAAAAAAACAUUAGGAAGAGCUACUGAUAUAAACAAAUUUUCAUAAGAACCAACUAUGUCAAUCUCCCAGAAGCAAAACAACAACCAGGACUUGAGGUUGUAUAUGUUAUUUUUCUGAGAGAUAUUCUAAGUUAAAUUUACAAUAACUUAUUAGUGGCCUGGGUCCCAAGUAUUUUAUAAAACUAAGCAUGACCUUAAUUGCUAUUCCAAGGUAGCAUCUUCCUAGAUUUACAGUGAGUGAGGGGAUACCGACGGGUAAGAAAAACGGUAACAAGUGUAGAGUCCUCCAUUGUGUUUUCAUUAAUAGUGAUGUUUUCAAUGAUGAAAUUAUUCUGGAUAUGCUAGGAUAUUUUACAAAAUGGCAAGUACGGAAAACCAUGGAUUCUGAAAGUUAAAAACUUCGUUGUCCUUUCUAAUUUUUAUUUUAAGUUGGAUAGCAUUCUCAUGUAGAAUUUUUUUAUAUUCUAAAACAGCAUGAUUUCUUUACCUUUCUCGAUUUCUUUAUCUUUCUGACCAGCGAUUUAGGGUGCAGAAUUUAAAGUAGGAAGACAAAAGGAAAGAUUAAUUUAAACUACAUUUUCACAAAAGUUUUGUCAUUU